GGCCCGUGGGGCGUGGAAGCCGGGCGUCCACAGGAAGCGCGGGGUGGGUGCGCCCCCACCGCUGUGGGGAGCCUCUGGGUCCGGCAUUGCAGCUUUGGGCAGAGGCAUGGCGUCGGCCACCACCAGCAAGAAGAUGUGGGAGGAGGCCACCUGCGCCAUCUGCCUGCAGCUGAUGGCCAAGCCCAUGAGCAUCAGCUGCGGCCACAGCUACUGCCAGGCCUGCCUUCUGCACUUCAUGGGCCCGGCCUCCUCCCCACGGAGCCAGCAGGACAUGAAGACCUUCUCCUGCCCCCAGUGCCGGGUUCCCUUCAAGAGAGGCAGCCUGCGGCCCAACAAGCAGCUGGGUAGCCUCAUCGCCGCCCUCCAGGAGCAGGAGCUGGAGCUGUCCUGCCAGGAGCACGGGGAGCGGCUGCAUCUCUUCUGCGAGGACGAGGGCCAGCUCAUCUGCUGGCGCUGUGAGCGAGACCCGCGGCACAAGGGCCACGCCACUGCACUCGUGGAGGACGCGGGCCCUGGCUACAGGGAAAAGCUCCAGGAAGCGGUGAGGAAACUGAGGCAAAUGGAAGAGGAAUGCGCCAGCCAGAAAGCGUUCAAGGCGAAGCAGAUAGACGAGUGGAAUGAGAAGAUAGAGGCUCAGAGACAGAAAAUCCAGGCGGACUUCCAGAACCUGCACAGCUUCCUGAGGGAGGAGGAGAGGGCAUACCUGUGGAGACUGGAGAGCGAGAAAGAACUCACUCUGCGGAGACUGAGGGACAGUGAGGCCAAACUGGGGCAGCAGAGCCAGGAGCUGGAGAGCCGCAUCCUGGAGCUGGAGGAGCGAUGCCAGGGCUCCGCCCAGAAGGUGCUGCAGGACGUGAAGGGCGCCCUGAGCAGGAGCCAGGCUGUGCGGCUGGAGACCCCGGAGGCCGUCUUCUUGGAGGUUCAGACCCAGUGCGAGGUCCCCGAGCUCUACUUUGACCUGAGGAAACAGUUGAGGAGCCAUCAAGUUGGCGUGACUCUGGAUCCAGAAACAGCGCAUCCGGAACUAAUUCUGUCCAAGGAUCAGAGACAAGUGACUCGGGGGGGCUGCCCCGAGGGCGCCGGGGACCCCUCUCCCCGGAGGUUCACUGUCUCGCCUUGCAUCCUGGGCCUGCAGAGCUUCACGUCUGGGCGGCAGUACUUCGAGGUGGACGUGGGCGAGGGCAUGGGCUGGGACGUGGGCGUGUGCCUGGAGAGCGUGCAGAGGGUUGUGGGGACCAUGCAGACGCCUGAGGCUGGCUUCUGGGCCCUGCGGCUGUGCGCCAAGGACGGCUACGUGGCGCUGACCUGGCCGCGCACGCCCCUGGGCCUGCAGGAGCAGCCCCUGGUGGUGGGGGUUCUCCUGGACUGUGAGGUCGGGGUUGUGUCCUUCUACAACAUGACCUUGGGCUCCCACAUCUUCACCUUCCCCAGGGCCUCCUUCCCGGACGUCCUGCGGCCCUAUUUCCAGGUUUACCCGUAUUCCCCCUUGUUCCUGCCCAGCCCAGACGAGUGAGGCGAGGAGCAGCCUCCGUGUGGCUGAGCCAGCAGAGAGAAUGGGUGUGAAGGCCUGGGUGGGAUUCGGGCCUGUGUGCUCCAUGCUAUUUCCCUGCCCCAGAGCAGUGCUGGGCUGUUAGUGGAUCCUGGA
Eptesicus fuscus (big brown bat) is the source of this 1645-nucleotide messenger RNA. RefSeq names its product E3 ubiquitin-protein ligase TRIM38-like. Bases 107 to 1513 code for a protein of 468 amino acids. The transcript has 6 exons. The record is from RefSeq and is a predicted model, not a curated record. Gene Ontology annotation, molecular function: protein binding; zinc ion binding. NCBI's taxonomy places the organism in Eukaryota, Metazoa, Chordata, Mammalia, Chiroptera, Vespertilionidae.